This is a messenger RNA of Camelus dromedarius (Arabian camel), 3577 nucleotides long. RefSeq names its product grainyhead like transcription factor 1 (gene GRHL1). NCBI's taxonomy places the organism in Eukaryota, Metazoa, Chordata, Mammalia, Artiodactyla, Camelidae. Bases 134 to 2026 code for a protein of 630 amino acids. The transcript is spliced from 16 exons. Gene Ontology annotation, cellular component: nucleus. Gene Ontology annotation, biological process: regulation of transcription by RNA polymerase II. Gene Ontology annotation, molecular function: DNA-binding transcription activator activity, RNA polymerase II-specific; RNA polymerase II cis-regulatory region sequence-specific DNA binding. The record is from RefSeq and is a predicted model, not a curated record.
CCCAACCCGUCGGGGCCGCCGCUCCGGACCCGCCGCCGCCGCUGCCGCCGCCGCCUCCUCCUCCCCCCGGAUCGGGUGUACUGUCCCAACCCGAAAGUCCAGUUCUGCGGCCCGGCAGCGGCGAGCGAGCGCGAUGACACAGGAGUACGACAACAAACGACCAGUGUUGGUUCUUCAGAAUGAAGCACUUUAUCCACAGCGGCGCUCCUAUACCAGUGAGGAUGAAGCCUGGAAAUCUUUCCUGGAAAACCCUCUCACUGCAGCAACCAAAGCGAUGAUGAGCAUUAAUGGGGAUGAAGACAGUGCUGCUGCGCUGGGCUUGCUCUAUGACUACUACAAGGUUCCAAGAGAGAGAAGAUCGUCAACAGCAAAGCCAGAUGUUGAGCACCCAGAGCCAGAUCAUAGCAAAAGAAACAGCAUACCAAAUGUGACUGAGCAGCCCCUCAUUUCUGCUGGAGAAAACAGAGUGCAGGUGCUGAAAAAUGUGCCCUUUAACAUUGUCCUUCCCCACGGCAACCAGCUGGGCAUAGACAAGAGAGGCCACCUAACAGCUCCUGACACCACAGUCACUGUCUCCAUAGCAGCGAUGCCUACACACUCCAUCAAGACGGAAACCCAGCCCCACGGCUUUGCUGUCGGGAUCCCCCCAGCAGUGUAUCAUCCUGAGCCCACUGAGCGUGUGGUGGUUUUCGACCGGAACCUAAAUAAUGACCAGUUCAGCUCUGGUGCUCAACCCCCAAAUGCUCAAAGACGUACUCCAGACUCUACCUUCUCAGAGACCUUCAAGGAGGGCGUUCAGGAGGUUUUCUUCCCCUCGGACCUCAGUCUGCGGAUGCCUGGCAUGAAUUCAGAGGACUAUGUUUUUGACAGUGUUUCUGGGAACAACUUUGAGUAUACCCUGGAAGCCUCAAAAUCCCUGCGACAGAAGCCGGGCGAUAGCACCAUGACCUACCUGAACAAAGGCCAGUUCUACCCUGUCACCUUGAAGGAAGUGAGCAGCAACGAGGGAAUCCACCACCCCAUCAGCAAAGUCCGAAGUGUGAUCAUGGUGGUGUUUGCUGAGGACAAAAGCAGAGAAGAUCAGCUGAGGCAUUGGAAAUACUGGCACUCCCGGCAGCACACAGCUAAACAAAGAUGCAUUGACAUAGCUGACUACAAAGAAAGCUUCAACACCAUCAGUAACAUUGAGGAGAUUGCUUAUAACGCCAUUUCUUUCACUUGGGACAUAAACGACGAAGCAAAGGUCUUCAUCUCUGUCAACUGCUUGAGCACGGAUUUCUCAUCCCAGAAGGGCGUGAAGGGCUUGCCUCUGAACAUCCAGAUUGACACCUAUAGUUACAACAACCGUAGCAACAAGCCUGUGCAUCGGGCGUACUGCCAGAUCAAAGUCUUCUGUGACAAGGGAGCUGAACGGAAAAUCAGGGAUGAAGAGCGAAAACAAAGCAAAAGAAAAGGCAAGUGUCCUGACCCCAGCUCCCAGCUGAACGCCUUUUCUGAUGUUAAAGUGCCACUGCUCCCCUCUCACAAACGAAUGGAUAUCACAGUUUUCAAGCCCUUUCUUGAUCUGGACACUCAGCCUGUCCUCUUCAUCCCCGACGUGCACUUCGCCAAUCUGCAGCGGGGCGCUCACGUCCUUCCCAUCACCUCAGAAGAAUUGGAGGUUGAAGGGUCUAACUUGAAAAGGGGGCCAUACGGAUCGGAAGAAGAUUUUGUGAUUCCCCCUCCUGCUAAGCUGACUCGGGUAGAGGAACCAAAGAGAGUGCUGCUCUAUGUGCGAAAGGAGGCAGAAGAAGUCUUUGAUGCCCUGAUGCUCAGGACUCCAUCUUUGAAAGGCCUCAUGGAAGCCAUCUCAGACAAAUACGAUGUUCCUCAAGACAAGAUUGGGAAAAUAUUUAAGAAGUGUAAAAAAGGGAUUCUGGUGAACAUGGACGACAACAUUGUGAAGCAUUACUCCAAUGAAGAUACCUUCCAGCUGCAGAUCGAGGAAGCCGGGGGGUCGUACAAGCUCACCCUCACCGAGAUCUGAGGGCACAGUGGCCCACAGCUCCCAGCAAGCGCAGUGAGGGUGGCACCUGGUCUUUUGGUUCAGCAAGCCACAGGUUCACCAGUCAGCCGCCUUCCAAACGUGGGUGGAUGUCAGUGGAAGGGAUUCCUUUCAAGAUGGAGGUGGCACUGCAUUUGGCUUGGAGAUAGCAUUGACUGUAUUGCAUUGGCGUUUUUCAGAUGACAGAGAAAUCAUAUACCAUGCUGUCUGAAUUUUCUGAUAUAAAUACUUAGGAUUACAAGUGAAAAGUUUUCUCCAAGAUAUAUUAGAUUCUCUGGGAACCUUUAGGAUAUCUGCUACAUUACUUAUAAAAUAUUGUCUCUUCAGCACCAGUGGGCCUGCUCACUAGUGCAAGUCAGAAAAGGCACCAGGCUCGACUCUGUGUGACUCUGACUGCCUCAGGUUGUGGGCGUGGCACCCCAGGAGGACGGGGUGUACCCUUUCCCCCUCGGCCUCUCAUCCCCCAGGAAGUGUUUACUCCGAUAGGGUAUGUUACCAAAAUCCUCCUUGGCAACGUUCUUGAACAUAUCAACUGCCUGUCUCAUGAAGAACUGCCCUGGUCACACUGUGCCUCCGUCAGGCUGCAGCUGCGUGUGUCUAAGUGCAAUAGGUGUUGAAGGCCUGAGUCUGUAAAUGUGUACAUACCUGUCUUAUAUAAAUAGAUAAUAUAUACAUGUGGUGUCUGUGUACAUAGAGUGACGAGAUGUGGUGAUGUCUACCUUAAAGACUUUCUUGAGAUGAGAGGUUAUUUGUGGUCAGCUGUACCAAGCGGAUGGAAUACGGCGCUUAGUGGAACCCGCUGAAACGCUGUGUCUGUGUUUUCCCAAACACAGCAGUCUUCCGUGGCAUAGCAAAAACCUUCUCAAACAACAGAGAUUCUGUUCGCUCUUGAGAAUGUUAUUAUUUGGAUGCAGUGUUUAACAAAUGAAGGCAAGAGAAAAAACACUACUGUAGCUCACACCUGCUGCGUGUGCCAGUAUCAGUCAGGUGCACCUAACGGAGGGGAUGAACACGGCAAUUUCAGCCCAUGCUGUGAUUACUGUGGACUGGGUGGUAGAACUCACAAUGGAGUUCUUCCUAAUCUUCCUGUGUUAAGAAGUAAUUUCUAUUCUGUCAUGUUUCAUAGCCUUCAGGCUUUGGUUUUCUUGUAUGCUCACAAUUCUAGACAGCAUUCAUGAAUUUAUGAGACUAUAUUACUAUGGCAGGGGAACAUUUUGUACACGUGUUUAAAUAUAUAAAAAUACUAAAAAGUGUAAUUUUGUAACAAGUAAAAUCGCAGGUAUCUUUAGGUUCAGGGAGGUAGCAUAGGUUAUUUGUAUGAGUAGGAUUGAUAAGUUACAUUCUUAUUAAAAUAUUCUAAUGAAGUAUGUUAAAUUGCUGGUUUUCUAAGAUAAGAUAUCAGGGGACAUGGGUCAUAUAACAAUAUUUUAUAUUUUGUUUUAUGAAAUCGAUUUUGACUUGUUUGUUUUUAAUUGUAUAAUUGAAGAUGUAUUUUAAACCAAAGGGAUUAAAUUUUUUAUGUCUAUUUCGUAA